This is a messenger RNA of Suhomyces tanzawaensis NRRL Y-17324, 1062 nucleotides long. RefSeq names its product Thioesterase/thiol ester dehydrase-isomerase. Gene Ontology annotation, cellular component: peroxisomal matrix. The transcript has a single exon. Bases 1 to 1062 code for a protein of 353 amino acids. NCBI's taxonomy places the organism in Eukaryota, Fungi, Ascomycota, Pichiomycetes, Serinales, Debaryomycetaceae. Gene Ontology annotation, biological process: acyl-CoA metabolic process; fatty acid catabolic process. Gene Ontology annotation, molecular function: fatty acyl-CoA hydrolase activity. The record is from RefSeq and is a predicted model, not a curated record.
AUGAAGGCCCUUGCUGAGAGCUCCGGCUCCAAAAUAGAAGAAAAGUUCGCAUUAUCUGUCACCGACUCCACACCCUCCUCCACCACCUUGGAGGGCAAGCAUCCCCUCCAACCAUUCAGAAAGGGUGCCAGAGGCACCUUUGGUGGUGAGCUCGUAGCCCAGGCGUUGAACGCCGCAUGUGCCACCGUGGAAGUCCCCGAAUUCACCCCUCACUCGUUGCACCUGUACUUCGUCAAGGCAGGGCUGGAUGACACCACCAUGGUGUGGCAGGUGCAGCACGUCAGCGACACCAAGAACUACGCCAACAGGUUGGUGCAGGGGUUCCAGGGUACGGGAGGACGCUUGGUAUAUGUGUGCCAGGUGUCGUUCACGCGAGCCAACCACUCUGAGCACAGGAUCAAAGCAGCCGAGGAAAAGGCAGCUGCCGUGGUCCAGGCAGGAGGCAUAGCUCGUGAGCUUCCAGUGCAGUUCCAGACGAAACCAAAUUUUUUGUUUGAGAAGUACCGCAAUCGUUUGGACGAGUUCAACUCCCACAUCCACACUUUCGACAUGCUCGAGCACAUCACGCCGCCAGACUACUCGUACCGCGACCAAAAAACUGAUUUGGGGGCUGCUGGCAACAAGCAGUUCGGAUUUUUCUUCCGGGUACGUGAUGACUGGCGCAAGGCCCAAAAUCCCACAACCACCCGAUUCCUCCAGCUCGCAUUUGCCUCAGAUUCUGCCUAUUUGGGCACAGUGGUGGGUGCGCUCGGCUUGAGGCUUCCUGUUGACAUGAAGGACCCAGCCAUGUUGCCCACUUUCGCCUUUUUCAGAGUGUCGCUCGACCACACCAUCUACUUCCACGACCUCGACUUCGACCCUGCCAGCUGGAUGUUCUUGGACUAUAAGUUUUCCAGACUUAACAAUGACCGUGUGUUGUGCCAAUGCAUCGUGUACACGUUAGAAGGCAAGAUGGUGGCGCUGGUGAUACAGGAAGGAUUGGUAUACUUUACGGACGAGAUUUUGGGACGGGUCAAGCGCUUGGGCGUGGACGGAGACGACCUGGGGGUCUCCAAGUUAUGA